Spinacia oleracea (spinach) is the source of this 1149-nucleotide messenger RNA. RefSeq lists its product as uncharacterized. NCBI's taxonomy places the organism in Eukaryota, Viridiplantae, Streptophyta, Magnoliopsida, Caryophyllales, Amaranthaceae. The record is from RefSeq and is a predicted model, not a curated record. The transcript has 3 exons. Bases 229 to 1134 code for a protein of 301 amino acids.
AUGACGAGGCCUAAUAUUUGACUGUCCUUUCUUUUUUAGCAAGCUAAGGACGCGGCUAGGGCGUCAGGGAAGAAGAAGGGGACGACUCUGUCCCAGCUGAAGAAGAGAGCUGUGCCGGCUGGCUCGGAGACUCCGAGUACCUUCAAGAAGCCAAAACCCCUACCUCGCCGUCUCGUGAAGAAAGACGAGUCGAAGGUUGCUGAGGGGGGAUGCCCUGAUGACGAAGAGAUGGGCGUGGACAAGCCGUCUCUGGUGGUGGACUUGGUGGAGGACCCUCUUUCGGGAAUCCCGGCCGACGUCCGCUCUCAGAUACCGGCGGAGGUGGCCCGCCGAGCUAGGUCUUCGGGCGCCAAAGACAAAGGGAAGGAUGCAGCUGCUGCCGAGGAUGAGAACGUACCUGCUACUCCCCACUAUUCGUCAAAGGAUAGGGUGGCUAUAUGCCGCAAGGUUUUUAAGGCCGUCCCCGCAGAGUAUGUUGCUUCUCUUCCUGGCCGCAAGACUGACGCCCAGUUUGGUGCGAUCCAGGCCACUCUUCUCGACUUGUUCUGCCGCAUGGAAUUCUGCAAGAGCUGGAAGACCCGCACUGCUGAGGAGCUCAAAGCUCAGGUGGCUGAGUCCACCCACCAUGGUGACUAUGCGUUCAAGUCCAUUGAAGAGGUCCGCCUGCAGAUGCAGACGACCAUAGACCUUCAAGCGAAGGAGGUGGCUGCGUUGAGAUCUGACAAGGCCGAGCUGCUUAAGAAGAUCUUGGCGCAGGACAAGGACAUGGUGGCAAUGGUCGAGGAGGCCAAGACAGCGGCGGCGGAAAUACGGGCGCUUCAGGACCAGUUGCGGGAGUACCCUCAGGUCAAAGAGGCGGCUGAGGAAGCCGAGCAUCUUCGUGGGGAGCUAGAGACGGCCAGAUCGCAAGUUCGCACCUUGCGUGAGCGUCUUCUGGAAUCCUAUGAUCAGGGGGAACAAGCGACCAAGGACGCUGUUAAGCACGCCUGGGAGAGCCACAUGUCAGAGUAUGAUCUUGGGUGGUUCCAGCGGCGAAUGGAGCACAGUGCCGCUGUGUUGGCUGCUGAACGUCUUGGUCAGCCGCCCCCUGAGUUUGUAUCAUCUGAUGACGAGGACGAUGCGGCCGCCCCCUGAUUUGCUUCCUUUCCU